UCUUGAAACCAAAUAAAAGCAAAGCACCUGAGAGCUCAGUCAAGCGAAGAUCCUGUUCCCCAGUCAGUCAGUUAGUUAGUUAGUUAGGUGUGAAAAUCUACUCACAAGGAAAGAAAGAAAGAAAGAAAGAGAAUAAAGAAAGGAUGAACAGGAGGCAGCGGAGAGCGUUCAUGGUGUUGAUGUGGACAGUUGGAUUCUGUCUCAUCGGUUACAUCGGCGGCAGACCUCUCUAUUGGCAUCUCAACGAGUCCCUCUCCACCGUCUCUUCUUGCGCUCCUUGCCACUGCGAUUGCUCUCUUGAACCUCUUCUCUCUCUCCCUGACGGAUUGAAUAACUCCAUUUUAGAUUGUAUGAAGCAAGAGCCAGAGGAGGGUGAAGGGUCUGAGAGGAGAUUCACUGAGCUUUUGUCACAGGAAGUAAGGCAGAAGGAAGCCAUAGCUGAAGAGAAACAAAGGAUAGCCGACACGACACUCUUGGAGGCAAAGAAACUAGCAUCACAGUAUCAGAAGGAGGCUGAUAAGUGCAACUCAGGGAUGGAGACAUGUGAGGAGGCUAGGGAGAGAGCUGAGGCAGCUCUUGUGAAUCAGAUGAAGGAGACUGCAUUGUGGGAACUCAGGGCUCGGCAAAGAGGAUGGAAAGAGAGCGCUUUUAAGAUAUCAAGGGCUCACUUUUGAAUACAGAUAUCAUCUUCUGC
This is a messenger RNA of Arachis stenosperma, 694 nucleotides long. RefSeq lists its product as uncharacterized. The record is from RefSeq and is a predicted model, not a curated record. Bases 144 to 674 code for a protein of 176 amino acids. NCBI's taxonomy places the organism in Eukaryota, Viridiplantae, Streptophyta, Magnoliopsida, Fabales, Fabaceae. The transcript is spliced from 3 exons.